Molecule: messenger RNA, 745 nt
Organism: Neltuma alba
Lineage: Eukaryota; Viridiplantae; Streptophyta; Magnoliopsida; Fabales; Fabaceae
Product: E3 ubiquitin-protein ligase Os04g0590900-like
Exons: 1
Biological process (GO): protein ubiquitination
Molecular function (GO): transferase activity
Source: RefSeq, a predicted model, not a curated record
UUGUAACAAAGAAAAGAGAAAGCCCUGCACAACAAAAGAAAAGCAAAAGCAUGCCAAUUGGUCCUCCCAUUUUCCUCGUCUUUCCCUUCUUUCCACGCCAUCUUUUCCUUUCCCAGAAACUCAUCUUCUCCCAUCCUCUCUCUCUCUCUCUCUCUCUCUCACUCACUCAUUCUAAUCAUUGGGCUAUAAGAUCAAUUUUGUCCAUGUUUGCUUAGCAGGAAGAUGGAAACUCCAUGAUUAGAACCCCAAGUUGUAAUAUUUUUCCAUGGCUGCGCUUGGCAACCCAAAAACUUGGAUUCCCUACGUGAACAUCAGAGAUUGCUCUCAAGGUUUUUGCAGUGUUUACUGUCCACAGUGGUGUUAUAUAGUGCUUCCUCCUCCUCCUCCACCUGCCCUCGAUUUCCCUCAAGAUGACGAUUCAUCCCCAAAUUUCUCUCCUCUCGUUAUAGCCAUAAUUGGGAUAUUGGCCAGUGCUUUCCUUCUGGUAAGUUAUUACACGUUCAUGUCCAAGUACUGUGGGAACAGAGGAAGAUCUUCAGACGGAGAGAAUCUUCCCCAGAAUGAUGAGAUUGAAGAUAACCACAACCCUUCGCUGCACGAGCCCUGGCAUGUCCAAACCAAUGGGUUAGAUGAAGCUCUGAUAAAGUCAAUCACAGUGUGUAAGUACAAAAAAGGAGAUGGGUUGGUUGGUGUCACAGACUGCUCUGUUUGUCUCAGUGAGUUUCGAGAAGAUGAGCAUAUCAGA